GGAUCAAUCAGUUGACGAGUUGACCUUUACCCGUGCACAUCGCGUUCACAAUGUUGUUCGUAAUAUUACUCACGAUAUUAAUAGUACUGUGCUCAAUAGUGCUCCAUUUCAAGUUCACAAACAGCAAAUACUGGAAAAAGAAGAACAUAAUCCAGAUAAAAGAUUUGACAUUCACCUUUCUGUUCAACAAGCAAUCAAUGCCAGAACUAAUCAAAACGAUUUACGAUAAACAUGAUGAACCGUAUAUUGGGACGACGUCGGCGACAAUACCAACGCUCAUUAUAAAGAACCUCGAUGAUAUUCAAGCAGUGUUAGCUGGUGACUUCCAAAGUUUCUACAGCCGCGGAAUAAUAACCAACCCUAAUGACGUGUUAGCUGAUAAUUUGUUAUUAAUGGACGACUUCAAAAAAUGGAAACUCAUACGACAAAAACUCACUCCAAUUUUCACUAGUGCGAAACUCAAAAACAUGUUUUACCUCAUAGAAAAAACUGCCCGAGAUUUUGUAGAGCUGGUUGAAGAUAAUGUUCAUCUGCGAAAGAAACCGUUCAAACUUUUGACCAGAUACACUACAGCGUCUAUUAGUGCUGCAGUAUUUGGUAUAGAUACUCAAGUGAAGAAUUCCAUGGAGUCACCCCUUGUGGAUAUGGCAUUCAAGGCAUUAGAACCCUCACUAUACGCAAUCAUAGUGACUAUAAUUGCGAAUACUUUCCCUAAAGUACACAAAUUUUUGAAGCUCAAAACCUUCGGUGGACAAGAAGAUUUUUUUGUUGGUAUGGUUAAAAAAGUUUUAGACAGUAGAAGGCAUAACACGACUAAGAGACAUGAUUUUAUUGAGAUAUGUUUGGAGUUACAAAAACAUGGAGUAAUGCAAGACUUUACGACUGGAUACGAGUUGGAGCCAACAGAUGAACUAAUGGCUGCACAGGCGUUUGCUUUCUAUCUAGCUGGUACAGACACCUCUGCUAAUACAAUGAAUUAUACUUUACUGGAACUAUCAAACAAUCCAAAAAUCCUAAGGAAAGUACAUGAAGAAAUUGACAAAGUUUUCGAAGGCGGAGUUGAAGAAUUAAGUUAUAAUGACAUUGAUAAAUUACAAUAUUUAGACGAAGUAGUUAAUGAAGCACUGAGAAAGUACCCUCCAAUAGGUUUCAUGCAAAGAAUGUGUACCAAGGACACAGUUUUGCCAUCUGGUUUACCUGUAUCGAAAGAUGAAAUUAUCAUUGUGCCCCUUUAUGGAAUCCAAAAAGACGAACAAUACUUUCCUGACCCAGAUGUUUUUGAUCCGGAGAGAUUUUCAGCGGAAAACGUGUCCAAAAUCAAGAAUUAUUUUUAUUUACCUUUUGGUGAAGGAAACCGCGUUUGUAUCGGUACACGCUUCGCUCGCCUCCAAGUGAAAGCGGGUCUCGCCUGGCUGUUGCGUCGUUUUACUUUAGUCGAACAAAACAAUUGCGUACCAGAUUUCGAGAAAAGUCCAUUCGGGCUACGAAGUCCCGAUGCUCAUUAUGAAUUUAAGUUAAGAGAUAUAUAUGAGCUACUCAACCAAGCUGCAGGGUUGUUCGAAAGAGGUACCGUGAUCCUGGAAUAUAAAGAGCUUAAGGAGGACCAUGGAACUCUAGUAGUGCGCAUCCCGUUCAUCAUGUUAUUGUCAAUAUUAUUCACGAUAUUUAUAAUAUUGUGCUCAAUAGUGUUAUACUUUAAGGUAACGAACAGUAACUACUGGAAGAAAUGGAACAUAUUGCAGAUAAGUGAUGUGUCAUUAGAAUUUUUAUUUAGUAAGGAAUCUUUGCCAAUAAUUGUCAAAAGAAUGUAUGAUGAACAUGAUGUUCCUCAUAUUGGAACGACUUCAGCGACAAUCCCAACGCUAAUUGUAAAGAACGUCGAUGAUAUUCAAGCAGUGUUAGCUGGUGACUUUCAAAGUUUCCACAGCCGAGGAAUAAUAAGCAACGCAAAUGACUUACUAGCAGAUAACUUGUUAUUCAUGAAUGAUUUCCACAGAUGGAAACUCAUAAGGCAAAAACUCAGCCCAGUCUUUACGAGUGCUAAGCUCAAAAAUAUGUUUUAUAUCAUAGAGAGAUGUGCCCGAGAUUUUGUGGAAUUGGUUGAACAUAAUGCUCAUCUGAGAAAGGUUCCAUUCAAUCUGAUAAGCAGAUACACCACAGCAUCGAUCAGUGCUGCUGUAUUCGGUAUAGAUACUCAAGUAAAGAGUACCAUGGAAUCACCAUUCGUUGAAUUGGCAUUUAGAGCUUUACGACCAUCGUUUAUACAAAAUGUAAUAGUUGUUAUUGCAAAUACUUUCCCUAGAUUGUACAAACUCUUGCAGUUGAAACUUUUUGGUGAACAUGAAGAAUUUUUUGUGGGUGCAGUGAAAACUGUUUUAGAAAGUAGGAGGCAUGAUACUACUAAAAGAUAUGAUUUUAUUGAGAUUUGCUUGGAACUACAGAAGAAUGGAAUAAUGCAGGACUUCGCAACUGGAUAUAAAUUGGAGCCGACCGACGAAUUGAUGGCUGCUCAAGCAUUCUUCUUUUUUGUCGCUGGUGCAGACACCUCUGCUAACACAAUGCAUUAUUCUUUGUUAGAGCUGUCAAACAAUCCAAAAAUCUUGGCAAAACUACAUGAGGAAAUUGACAAAGUUUUCGAAGGUGGAGCUGGGGAACUAACUUAUAAUGACAUUGAUAAGUUACAAUAUUUAGAUCAGGUUAUAAAUGAAGCAAUGAGAAAGUAUCCUCCAGUAGGUGUCAUGCAAAGAUUGUGCACUAAAGAUACAGUUCUACCGUCUGGUAUACCCAUAGCAAAAGGUAACACAAUCAUUAUUCCAGUGUUCGGUCUUCAUAGAGACGAAAAAUACUUCGAUGACCCACAUGUAUUUGAUCCGGAUAGAUUUUUACCAGAAAACGUAUCCAAAAUCAAGAAUUAUGCUUAUUUACCUUUUGGUGAAGGAAACCGCAUUUGUAUUGGAGUACGCUUCGCUCGCCUCCAAGUGAAAGCGGGUCUCGCCUGGCUGUUACGUCGUUUUACCUUAGUCGAACAGGACAAUUGCAUACCAGAAUUCGAGAAAAGUCCAUUCGGUCUACGAAGCCCCGAUGCUUGUUAUGAAUUAAAGUUAAGAGACAUAUAAAUCCCAAUAACUACAAAUUUACAAAAUUGAAUGUCGCGUACACUUUUGCGUACAACUGCUACGUAACAUGAAGUUUUUGUACGCGCAAGAAAAUCCCCUUUGUUUACUUUUAUAUUUGUUGUUGUUAUUAAAAGAAUCGACUAUCAUUUUCAAACUCAAA
Helicoverpa zea (corn earworm) is the source of this 3276-nucleotide messenger RNA. RefSeq lists its product as uncharacterized. The record is from RefSeq and is a predicted model, not a curated record. The transcript has 5 exons. Lineage: Eukaryota; Metazoa; Arthropoda; Insecta; Lepidoptera; Noctuidae. The coding region runs from base 51 to 3116 and encodes 1021 amino acids. Gene Ontology annotation, molecular function: oxidoreductase activity, acting on paired donors, with incorporation or reduction of molecular oxygen; monooxygenase activity; iron ion binding.